AUGACUGGACCACCGUUAGAGACUCCACCAAGGGAGCAUUUUCUGGAAAAUUUGAGGGAUUUUGCAAGAAAUUUUGGUGGACCGAGGGGGGAGGAGCGGAAUCAAAAUAAGGUUACUUUUUAUUUACGACUUUUUUGGGGUUCUGAUUUCUGCCAGUCUAAGCGAGGUCCAGCUGAUCUUGGCCAGAUGGACUCAUUCGUUCCCGGCGUCACACCUGUAUGGGUGAAGACGUGGGGAUGUUCACACAAUGCUAGUGAUAGUGAAUAUAUGGCUGGUAUUUUGGCCAAAGCAGGUUAUCCAAUCGUAAAGAAAGCAGAUGAUGCUAAAAUUUGGGUUUUGAAUAGUUGCACAGUGAAAACGCCAUCGGAAGCUCAAGCAAGCAACCUGUGCAAAGAAGGGAAGAAAUUGGGAAAGCAUGUGGUCAUGGCUGGAUGUGUGUCACAGGCUGCACCCGACGAGCCAUGGUUAAAAGACGUUUCUAUCAUCGGAGUGAAGCAAAUUGACCGAAUAGUAGAAGUUGUGGAGGAAACUUUGAAAGGAAAUACAGUCCGAUUACUUAGCCGGAAGCGACCAGAUGCGGGUUUAUCAUUGCCAAAGAUGCGUAAGAAUGAGCUGGUGGAGGUCUUAGCGAUAAACACUGGAUGCCUCAAUCACUGCACUUACUGUAAGACGAAAAUGGCAAGAGGAGAUUUGAAAAGCUAUCCACUGGAGGAGUUAGUGGAGCAGGCUAGAACAGCAUUUGAACGAGAUGGUGUAAAAGAGCUGUGGCUUACCUCUGAAGAUCUUGGAGCUUGGGGUAGAGAUAUCGGCUUGGUGCUCCCCGAUCUUCUGGAUGAGCUUGUAAAGGUUAUCCCCGAGGGAUGUAUGAUGCGGCUGGGAAUGACCAAUCCACCAUAUAUUCUUGAUUAUCUGGAGGAGAUUGCCAACAUACUCAAGCACCCUCGUGUUUACUCUUUUCUGCAUAUCCCAGUGCAAUCGGGCAGUGACGCCGUGUUACGAGAUAUGAAACGAGAAUACAAUUGCGAUCAUUUUAGACAGAUUAUGGAUUUUAUGCUGAAAAACGUUCCCAACAUAUACAUUGCUACGGAUAUGAUUUGCGCUUUUCCUACGGAAACCGAAGAAGAUUUUGAAGAAAGCAUGCAGCUUGUUCGAGACUACAAAUUCCCGUCACUGUUUAUCAAUCAAUUCUAUCCUCGAUCUGGCACACCAGCAGCUCGAAUGAAAAAGGUCGAUACGGUGGAGGCUAGACGGCGUACGGCUGCUAUGUCAGCAUUAUUCCGAGGAUAUACUCGAUACACCCCUGAACGAAUCGGAGAGGAACAUAAUGUUCUGGUUUGCGAAAUGGCCACAGAUGGAGUACACGCCGUCGGGCAUAACAAAUGCUACGAACAUUUCCUCGUCCCAUUCUACGAUGGCCUGAUGGGCAACUGGGUACGCGUUCGGGUAGUGGAAGUGGCGAAAUUCCACAUGCGAAGUGAAUUGUGCGAGAAGCCACCUGAAAAACGGAAAGAGCCUGUGCUGAGAGAUUGGACAGCAAAGAGCUUGGAUGACUGUAUACCUAUCGGGACAUUCAAACCCGGAGAAACAAUCAGCCCCGUAGCCACUGUAGAGAAGUCACCAAUUGCUGUGAUUGUGUUGGGUGUCCCAAUACUCGUUGGCAUAAUAUUGUGGUAUUUUAUUGGUAUCUGA
This is a messenger RNA of Cylicocyclus nassatus, 1689 nucleotides long. NCBI's taxonomy places the organism in Eukaryota, Metazoa, Nematoda, Chromadorea, Rhabditida, Strongylidae. The record is from the annotation of a GenBank genome assembly.